GGAGGCGGAGGCGGAGGGAGGAGGAAGCCCCGUCGCGGCCUCCGCCGCCGCCAACGGGGCUGUCCCUGUACCUCCCGAUGGAGUUUGAGGCCGUGAAGCCGCCGCCGAGCUCUGCCCCGGCGAGACGAGGCGCCUCCGUCGCCGAGCCGCGCGGUCGCGGGGCUCCCGGGAGCGGCCCUUAGCGACCCCGCCCGGUCCCCCUCAGCUUACAAAACACUACCCAGCAAAAUAAUGAUCUGCUAGACUGCUAACCCGAGCAUCCAGCUUCCACAAUGCCUGUGCAGGCAGCUCAAUGGACAGAAUUUCUGUCCUGUCCAAUCUGCUAUAAUGAAUUUGAUGAGAAUGUGCACAAACCCAUCAGUUUAGGUUGUUCACACACUGUUUGCAAGACCUGCUUGAAUAAACUUCACCGAAAAGCUUGUCCUUUUGAUCAGACUGCCAUCAACACAGACAUUGAUGUGCUUCCUGUCAACUUCGCACUUCUCCAGUUAGUUGGAGCCCAGGUACCAGAUCAUCAAUCAGUAAAGUUAAGUAAUUUAGGUGAGAACAAACACUAUGAGGUUGCAAAGAAAUGUGUUGAGGAUUUGGCACUCUACUUAAAACCACUAAGUGGAGGUAAAGGUGUAGCUAGUUUGAACCAGAGUGCACUGAGCCGUCCAAUGCAAAGGAAACUGGUGACACUUGUAAACUGUCAACUGGUGGAGGAAGAAGGUCGUGUAAGAGCCAUACGAGCAGCCCGUUCACUUGGAGAAAGAACUGUAACGGAACUAAUAUUACAGCACCAGAACCCUCAGCAAUUGUCUGCCAACUUAUGGGCUGCUGUCAGGGCUCGAGGAUGCCAGUUUCUAGGGCCAGCUAUGCAAGAAGAGGCCUUGAAGCUGGUGUUGCUGGCAUUAGAAGAUGGUUCUGCUCUCUCAAGGAAAGUUCUGGUACUUUUUGUUGUGCAAAGACUAGAACCAAGAUUUCCUCAGGCAUCAAAAACAAGUAUUGGUCAUGUUGUGCAACUACUGUAUCGAGCUUCUUGUUUUAAGGUUACCAAAAGGGAUGAAGACUCUUCCCUGAUGCAGCUAAAGGAGGAAUUUCGGAGUUAUGAGGCUUUACGCAGAGAACAUGAUGCCCAAAUUGUUCAUAUUGCUAUGGAAGCAGGACUCCGUAUUUCACCUGAGCAGUGGUCUUCACUUCUAUAUGGUGACUUGGCGCAUAAAUCACACAUGCAGUCUAUCAUUGAUAAGCUGCAGUCUCCAGAAUCAUUUGCAAAGAGUGUUCAGGAAUUGACAAUUGUUUUGCAACGAACAGGUGACCCAGCUAACUUAAAUAGGCUGAGGCCUCAUUUAGAGCUUCUUGCAAACAUAGACCCUAAUCCAGAUGCUGUUUCACCAACUUGGGAGCAGCUAGAAAAUGCAAUGGUAGCUGUUAAAACAGUGGUUCAUGGCCUUGUGGACUUCAUACAAAAUUAUAGUAGAAAAGGCCAUGAGACACCUCAGCCUCAGCCAAACAGCAAAUAUAAGACUAGCAUGUGCCGAGAUUUGCGACAGCAAGGAGGGUGUCCACGAGGAACAAAUUGUACUUUUGCCCAUUCUCAGGAAGAGCUUGAAAAGUAUCGAUUAAGGAACAAAAAGAUCAAUGCAACUGUAAGAACGUUUCCUCUUCUAAAUAAAGUUGGUGUAAACAACACUGUCACAACCACAGCCGGAAAUGUCAUUUCUGUCAUAGGAAGUACUGAAACAACGGGGAAAAUUGUUCCAAGUACAAACGGAAUUUCAAAUGCAGAAAACAGUGUUUCCCAGCUAAUUCCACGUAGUGCUGACAGUACAUUAAGAGCUCUGGAGACUGUGAAGAAAGUGGGGAAGGUUGGCACUAAUGGUCAGAAUGCUGCUGGGCCUUCUGCAGAGUCUGUAACUGAAAAUAAAAUUGGUUCUCCACCCAAGACUCCUGUAAGUAAUAUAGCGGCUACCUCAGCUGGGCCCACUAAUGUUGGAACAGAGCUGAAUUCUGUGCCUCCAAAAUCCAGCCCAUUUAUAACUAGAGUACCAGUAUAUCCUCAGCAUUCUGAAAACAUUCAGUAUUUUCAAGAUCCAAGGACUCAGAUACCCUUCGAAGUCCCACAGUACCCACAGACAGGAUACUACCCACCACCUCCAACAGUACCAGCUGGUGUGGCUCCCUGUGUUCCUCGCUUUGUGAGGUCCAAUAAUGUUCCAGAGUCCUCCCUCCCACCGGCUUCCAUGCCAUAUGCUGAUCAUUACAGUACAUUUUCGCCUCGAGAUCGAAUGAAUUCUUCUCCUUACCAACCUCCUCCUCCGCAGCCGUAUGGACCAGUUCCUCCAGUACCUUCUGGAAUGUAUGCUCCUGUGUACGACAGCAGGCGCAUCUGGCGCCCACCUAUGUACCAACGAGAUGACAUUAUUAGAAGCAAUUCUUUACCUCCAAUGGAUGUGAUGCACUCGUCUGUGUAUCAGACGUCUUUGCGGGAAAGAUAUAACUCAUUAGAUGGGUAUUAUUCAGUGGCUUGUCAGCCACCAAGUGAGCCAAGGACAACUGUGCCUUUACCAAGGGAACCUUGUGGUCAUUUGAAGACCAGUUGCGAGGAGCAGAUAAGAAGAAAGCCAGAGCAGUGGGCACAGUACCACACUCAGAAAGCACCUCUUGUCUCUUCAACUCUUCCUGUGGCAACACAGUCACCAACGCCACCUUCUCCUCUAUUCAGUGUAGACUUUCGCACUGAUUUCUCUGAAAGUGUGAGUGGCACAAAAUUUGAAGAAGAUCAUCUUUCCCAUUAUUCCCCCUGGUCUUGUGGCACCAUAGGUUCCUGUAUAAAUGCUAUCGAUUCAGAGCCCAGAGAUGUAAUUGCUAAUUCAAAUGCUGUGUUAAUGGACCUGGACAGUGGAGAUGUUAAGAGAAGAGUGCAUUUAUUUGAAACUCAGAGAAGGACAAAAGAAGAAGAUCCAAUAAUUCCUUUUAGUGAUGGACCUAUCAUCUCAAAAUGGGGUGCAAUUUCUAGAUCUUCCCGUACAGGUUACCAUACCACGGAUCCUGUCCAGGCCACUGCUUCCCAAGGAAGUGCGACUAAGCCUAUCAGCGUAUCAGAUUAUGUCCCUUAUGUCAAUGCUGUUGAUUCAAGAUGGAGUUCAUAUGGUAAUGAAGCUACAUCAUCAGCACAUUAUAUUGAACGGGACAGAUUCAUUGUUACCGAUUUAUCUGGUCAUAGAAAGCAUUCCAGUACUGGAGACCUUUUGAGCAUUGAACUUCAGCAGGCCAAGAGUAACUCGUUGCUUCUUCAGAGGGAGGCCAAUGCUCUGGCCAUGCAACAGAAGUGGAAUUCCCUGGACGAAGGCCGUCACCUUACCUUAAAUCUUCUAAGCAAGGAAAUUGAACUGAGAAAUGGAGAGAGUGAUUAUACAGAAGAUGCAGCCGAUACUAAGCCUGAUAGGGAUAUAGAGUUAGAGCUUUCAGCACUUGAUACUGAUGAACCUGAUGGACAAGGUGAACAGAUUGAAGAGAUCCUGGACAUACAGCUUGGUAUCAGUUCUCAAAAUGAUCAGUUACUGAAUGGAACAGCAGUAGAAAAUGGGCAUCCAGUCCAACAACACCAAAAGGAGCCCCUGGAGCAGAAGAGACAGAGUUUAGGUGAAGACCAUGUGAUUCUGGAGGAGCAAAAAACAAUUCUGCCGGUAACUUCUUGCUUUAGUCAGCCACUCCCAGUGUCCAUUAGCAAUGCGAGUUGCCUCCCUCUUGCCACAUCUGUCAGUGUUGGCAACCUCAUUCUGAAAACUCAUGUUAUGUCUGAAGAUAAAAACGACUUUUUGAAACCUGUUGCAAAUGGGAAGAUGGUUAACAGCUGAAAAGAGGUUCAUCUUUCAAAUCUGUGACCAUACCAUGGAAGCAUUUACACUAGCUUUUUAUAUAUAUAAUAUAUAUUAUAUAAUGUAUAUUUUUUUUAAAAAAAAGAUAUUACUGGGGGCAUCCAUUUCCUGUGGACUCUUUGAUACUUCAAGCCCUCUUGCAUUAGCAUUAUGAAAAAAAAAGAAAAUUUACUUUACUAGGGUAACACGUUCACUUUCCAGAAGUGAUUGGAAUUUGGACAUUUAACUUAAGCUUCAAGCAGCUUUUUAUGAGUUUGUAGCAAUCCGGUGCAGUAACUGAGCCAUUUCCUAUUUUAAAUGGCUUCUAUAGAAAAUUAACAACUCAGUUAUUAAACUAGCAGGAUCCUACAAUGAUACAUCUAGUGA
Messenger RNA from Eubalaena glacialis (North Atlantic right whale), 4229 nucleotides. RefSeq names its product ring finger and CCCH-type domains 2 (gene RC3H2). Bases 273 to 3842 code for a protein of 1189 amino acids. Lineage: Eukaryota; Metazoa; Chordata; Mammalia; Artiodactyla; Balaenidae. The record is from RefSeq and is a predicted model, not a curated record. The transcript has 21 exons. Gene Ontology annotation, molecular function: metal ion binding.